Messenger RNA from Lachnellula hyalina, 2553 nucleotides. RefSeq lists its product as uncharacterized. The record is from RefSeq and is a predicted model, not a curated record. Bases 1 to 2553 code for a protein of 850 amino acids. The transcript has a single exon. NCBI's taxonomy places the organism in Eukaryota, Fungi, Ascomycota, Leotiomycetes, Helotiales, Lachnaceae.
AUGUCAGGUAGAAGUGCGCAUGUGCGCAAGGAGAAAACCAAGGUCAAGGAUGGACAUAUACAAUCGCCGCAACAACAGCGAUUUGUCGAGAGUGACCAUGGAUCGGAAACGACACCCUCCAUUUACGGAGACUUUCCUGUGCCAGAUGGGCACCAGAUGACCCUCCAAAGUGAAUUGAAACAAUUCAACGUGCGGUCAUCCUCGAGAACCACUAGAUCGGAAGGAUCGGACGACCUAGCCUACGCACGCGUGCGAAAACCCGCUACCCCUGUGAUCGACGUAUCUGGCAUUGAGAAGUCAUCGUUUAGGUCGUUGAUGGACAAGAGGAGCGACGGAAUUCGGGUAGGACUGGCAAAGACGUUUGGCAAGAAGAAGAAGACGGAAGAAUUGAGACCCGAAUCACCAGGAUCAUCAUCCACAGUCCGGCCACCCGAUUCACAUGAACUUGAGGCUGGGGAAUAUGCCUACCAACCACCAAGUCUGCGACCAAGAAAGCAGCCGCUACAGGAAACGCAAGAAUUUAGCCGACCAGGUCCACCCCUGGGCAAGCUUCCUCCAAUUCCCCAAGGACCGCAAUUGAAGCGCUGGGUAGGUUCUGGCAGCGCUCCUCAGCCAUGGAACAAGCUUCGGAAAGACCCUGAGCUCUGGGACCCCAACGGUGACACUCUAAUCUUCUUCGGUCAUGAAGAUCGUCAAAAUGUGAGGCCUCCGCCAUCCUUUCGUAUCUCCUCCCACGUCCUAGAGGACACGCAGUCUAGAUUCCUGAUAACCCUGCUACGAGAAGGUUUGAUCGAUGAUACGAACUCGUUCAGCAUGCCCCCCUCUCCUGUCAGCUCACCUGGCGUGUAUCCGAAACAACCGACUGGGCGAGGCAGAAAUCAGCCAACACCUCCGGUGUCAGAGAACGGUGUGGGUACAUAUGACGGACAAAUCUCUUAUGGAAUCUACUUUCCGGCGCCCAAUGGUUCCAAGACCGACAUAAUUCGCCACCAGGUCACCACACGAAAUGUGUUCGCCCUUCUUUACCAAGCCUCGCUGGUUGGCGUGCAUCUAUUUCAAGCGCUGAAUGAUCUUCAUGAACGCCUUGAAGUUUACAUGCCGCCUGAUACCGAUGCAGCAGGUAUGCUUAUUGACUACCUUGUCGCCAAGGGAAUCGAUGAUGUUCGCGGGGAUCCUUCAUCUGCUGCAGCAUUACUUGCAUGGAGUGAAAGCCAAGGUGUGCGUUGGGAAGAAGGAUGGAGAGAGGCUUAUGUGCACAGCGCUGGAAUGUAUAAUCGACUGGAUAAUUGUGGAGAAUUCAAAUUCGUCACACCUAUUACAAAAGCCCUCCUCGAGCGAGCUAGCUUGGAUAUGCAAGUCCGAGUCCAGCACUGCGAGGAUAGAUUCGCGGAGUUUGACUUUGAGGACAUGUGGCCGAUGAUGAGUUCUCAUCCUCCUCCUGCGCGUUCGGCCUUCGAGAGACUACGCAAGUUCUUCCUUCAACACUAUGAAUCCUCAUACGAGACAUGGCCUCCAGCCAUUCCCCAUGGCGCCGAACAGUGGCUCACUAGAGAUAUAGCACAACGCUUACAAAGGGACUUUGGUGCUCUUUAUGACUAUCUCGUCAGCCGAGAAGUUACAUGGGAUUGUUCUGAGGAGCGAAGUGGACGAAAGUGGAACAUUGUCAAUCCUGGCAACAAAGCCUUUGACGCCGAUACCCCUGAUAUACCCUUCACAGAUAUUCUGGUUGCAUUCGACAACAGACAUAGAUAUCCACAUAUCCCUCACCCGUACCCCUUGACACCCGAGCCGACCCUCGCGAAACCGAACUCGAGAGAGAACCUGUUUAAGCCUGCCAAGAAGAACAAGUCUGUAGAGGAUAAGAUGGCAGGGCGAAAAGCAGCUCUAGCCUACACCGAAUCCACCAACAUCUACCUUCUUAGCUCUGAUUUCGUCACCAAUGACCUAGUCGAAGAAUUUGUACGGUUUGAGAAGGGCGACCGAGCAGGUGACGUUGAUCCUUGUGCAGCUCGAAGAGGUCGCUGGGUCCUAAUCUACGGCAUCCUGCAAACCCUUGCAUCCGUGUCAGUUGAUACGCCCAACCUUCGUUACACGGAUGAGGUCUCGUACCACUUGAGCCCACGUCUCCGCGGCACGCCACCAUGGAAAGGCGCAAAUCAGUACGUCGAGGAAGCCAACCAUGGAGGCAGCUACUGCUGGAGUGUUCGUGAGACCUGGCAAAUCGACCAACCGGUUUCAAUGCCCAGAGUCAAGCCGCUGUAUAUGAAGUCCUCUACUCCUCCUGUCACUCCAUCAAUCAUGAGUGAAAGCGACGGCACAUCAUCGGUCCGCAGUCACACACUUAGUAGCACAACAACGAGAAGCGGAGGCAGACACAGGAACCCAAUGAUUCGGAGAAGCGAUACGAGCUACAGUGGAUAUGCGCCAGGUAUCGAGAAGCUGGAUGAAUGGCCAAUGACGGAGCAGAGUCUGGAUAGAGGCAGGGGUAGGGAUAGGGGCAGUCCGACUGCUUUUAUGAUUAAGGAUUUUGAUGAUGAUGAAUAUCAUUCUUGA